AGAACGGAAGGAAGUUUUUCGCUCGUUAUUUCCGCUCGUGGCGGUAAACAUGGCAGAGUGAUUCGAUAAAUUACAGUAUGUUAGUUUAUAAAACUGAUCUUGAGAAACCUAUCGAACAAAGACUAUAAUAGUUCCCCUGACUUAAUGCUUGAAGGGGAGCGGUGUCCCACACAGCUUUUUUAAGUAUCAAGGUAAGAGAAGACAGUACUGAGCCAUGGGGCGGCGAUCCACAUCUUCCACCAAGAGUGGGAAGUUCAUGAACCCCACAGACCAGGCCCGGAAAGAGGCGAGGAAGCGGGAGUUAAAGAAGAACAAGAAACAGAGGAUGAUGGUAAGAGCAGCUGUUCUGAAGAUGAAAGAUCCCAGACAGAUUAUCAGAGACAUGGAGAAAUUGGAUGAAAUGGAGUUUAACCCCGUACAACAGCCUUUGCUGAAUGAUAAAGUUUUGCGUGAUAAGAGGAAAAAACUUCGUGAGACGUUUGAGAGGAUUGUUCGCCUGUACGAAAGAGAAAAUCCUGACACUUAUAAAGAACUGCGCAAACUGGAACUGGAGUACGAAAGCAAACGUGGACAGCUCUCUCAGUAUUUUGACUCAGUCAAGAAUGCAGAGUCAGUGGAGGUGGACAGUAUUCCAUUACCAGAGAUGCCACAUGCUCCCUCCAGUGUGUUGAUUCAGGACAUUCCACUGCCCGGAGCACAACCGCCCUCCAUCCUAAAGAAAAGUUCAGCAUUCAGUAAAGGUUCUGCAUUGUCAUCAGCAGCAGUCGCUGGGGUUCCUCGGUUACCACCUGGACGCAAACCCCCCGGGCCCCCACCGGGCCCCCCCCCACCUCAGAUACUACAGCUCUAUGGCAACCGUAGAGCAGAGGCAGAUGUUUCUGCUGAGGCUGAGCUGAUGGACGUGGCUGAGCAUGAGAGUGACAGCGGCACAGAUGAAGAUGAAGAGGGUGGUGAGGAAGAGAGUGACUCGGACGAGGUCAGUGAUGGAGAGAGGGAAGACCUGCAGGACAAGAGGAGUGCAGGCGAGCGUCAUGAUGAGAGGGACGAUGAGAGAGAGAGGGGGAGGACUGUACGAUUUGCUGAUAUGCCACUACCUGUGAAGAGGAGGAAGAAGAGGGUCGUGAAGAAAACAAAGGCCAUUACUCCUUUACAGGCCAUGAUGCUGCGGAUGGCAGGGCAGUCUGUCCCAGAAGAGGAGGAGGAGGAGGAAGAGGAAGAGUACACAGAUUCUGAACAGUCUGACAGUGAGGAACCAGGCACCCCCAGUGACACCCCAUCUGCCCAAACAUUAGCUAGACUUCCUCCACCAUCUGCACCAAUGGGAACACAGCAGCCGCCGCUCCACUUACAGGCUCCACCAAUUGCAGGACCUCCUCCUUUAGGGCCACCUCCAGCUCCUCCAAUGAGGCCACCAGGCCCGCCCUCAGGACCGCCCCCUGGUCCACCUCCUGGUGCACCACCCUUCCUAAGGCCUCCUGCUAUUCCAGGUGGUCUGAGAGGACCAAUGCCACGUAUGCUGCCUCCAGGCCCGCCCCCUGGCCGUCCCCCAGGUCCGCCCCCAGGUCCGCCCCCUGGCAUGCCCCCUGGCCCGCCCCCAAGAGGACCUCCACCAAGACUACCACCCCCUGCCCCACCAGGGAUUCCUCCACCUCCUCCUCGUGCCGUCCCCCCUCGGAUGGUUCCACCCUUAUCCAUGUUCCCACCUCCUCUGAACCCCAACGUGCUGAGUGCUCCUCCCAGCAUUGUCCCCCGUCAGAAACCCCCUUCCAACAGCUCCAGCGAGGGCUCGGGUGCUCCCAUGAUGCCCACACCCUCUCUCCCUCUGUCCAUGCGGGCCUCUGGCCUGCAGAUGCCACCCCCUCCUGGCACCACCCCCGCCCCCGCCAACCCGCCGGGCCACAGUCACACCAUAGAGAAGCGUGCCAAUAUCACUAGCAUGCCCACCCUCUCCAGUGCAGCGGGCCAGUCGGGCACUGCCACCAUCUCCGCCAAACCACAGAUCAUCAACCCCAAAGCUGAGGUCACACGCUUCGUCCCUACGGCCCUGCGUGUGCGAAGAGACCGCACUGGCCAGCAAGGGGCAGCGGCUGGGAUGGUGACAGAGAAAGGAGGGAGGAGGGAGGAGCAGAGAGGAGGGCAGGGCCAGAAACCACAGGCCAAUGCAAACUCUGCCCAGCCGGGUUCCAGCUCUGGCCCCCCUAGCAUGAAGACGAAGGACCAGGUAUACGAAGCUUUCAUGAGGGAGAUGGAGGGACUGCUGUGAGAUGGGGCGGGGCUAAGAAAGGUGAAAGGUUAUUCGAAGGGCUAAGGGUAAACUGAGAAGGCCUGGUUUGGAAUGUCUGUGGGGGACAAAUUAGACAUAUUUGUAGAAUGUGUUAGUGUUCGUUGCUUCAGUUGUAUUUGCAGUCAUUACCAGGAAUCCAAACAGCAUUUUUAUAUUAAGGCAGUUUGGAAGUUUUAUGUAAGAUGUUCUGGAAGCGGAGUCAGGGGAGAUGGAGGAGUUAUGUGGUGGAUAUAUUUCUGUCUGAACCUUAAAUAAACAUUACUCCCAGCUUCA
Molecule: messenger RNA, 2557 nt
Organism: Electrophorus electricus (electric eel)
Lineage: Eukaryota; Metazoa; Chordata; Actinopteri; Gymnotiformes; Gymnotidae
Gene: wbp11
Product: WW domain binding protein 11
Biological process (GO): RNA processing
Cellular component (GO): spliceosomal complex
Source: RefSeq, a predicted model, not a curated record